This is a messenger RNA of Magallana angulata, 5706 nucleotides long. RefSeq lists its product as uncharacterized. The record is from RefSeq and is a predicted model, not a curated record. The transcript has 11 exons. Bases 7 to 1125 code for a protein of 372 amino acids. Lineage: Eukaryota; Metazoa; Mollusca; Bivalvia; Ostreida; Ostreidae.
UUCAACAUGGAGACGUACAAAGAGAUGCGCAUAAACCUGAUGUUGGUUGUAAUAAUUGGAUGUUGUGUAGCGUUAAAGGUAUCAAGAGCUAUCACUGAUUCCUGUCAAGUAUCAAAAGAGACUGUGGAUAUUGUUGAGGAUUGUCCAGACAGUUUGGAGAAAUGGAUGGAGGCUGCAGCAAGGAAGAACUGUGAAGCUUAUGCCAAUCAAUGUGAUGAACCUGAUAGACUUGAGUACCAUUGUGUUAUCAAUGCAUUUAUCAAUCAGACCCUAGAAGUCUGCGCCUAUAAGAGGUUUAUCGUUUCAGGUUUCUGCGCAGAAUACAAUUUUGGUGGAAAUCUUAUUCAACAGAACUUCAGGACAAAUUGUUUCAAGUUUACACAAAAUCCAUGUCCCAGUUCAUAUCCAUCAACAGAUGCGUAUAAGUAUCCUGGUUGUUAUGAGAUGACAAAAAAGACAACAGUUGGACCAGCAACAAUUACUACUUUCUCAACAGUUAAUGCCACUCAUAUGAAUAAUUACAGGCAGAAUGAACAUUAUCUGGAUUUUACAAGUUUACUUGAAGAACAAUCAAAUGGAGUGUCAUCAACAGUCAUAGUCAUAGUAUUAAUUUUAGUGGUUCUAGUCUUAGUUCUCACUGUGUGUGUGUACAUGUAUAUACGUUUUUGGAGGACAAAGAAAAGAAAAAGAGAUUCCAAUUAUAGUACUUGUGUAGAGGAAUCUCCGAUGUUAAUAGUAUCAAGGGAUACAGAAACAGGAAGCAGAAAUGUUGCACCAUCUGGACAGUGCAUUGGAAAUGGAGAAAAAACAAGAAAAAUAAUGACCGUUGAGGAAGAAAUAAUGCCUGAACAUUUUUUGAAACCAGAAAAAGACCUCAAGCAGGAUUGCCAAACUCUGCUGUCCCUCCUUAGUGAUGGAUUUGAAAGACUUGCAGUGAUCAGUUCAGAAAACUGCAGUGCAGAAAAUCAACCCAAUUUGAUAAACCUUCAUCAUGAGUAUUACAGCCCAGAUCUAAGUAUCUCGCAAGAAUCAACACAAAUACUGGUGAAAGACCUUGCACAAGUCGAAUCUUUGAUUGAUUAUUUUGAAAAAUCAAAAAAUAAGCAAGGUAUUUGCAAGGAGUGAUUUAACUGCAAUAAUGUAGCCAUCUCCCAUUUUUGUCUGCCUUUUUCUUGACAGAGUUAAAAUUCCAUAAGAUAUUAGUAAAUAAAUGAUUUAAUUUAUUUGACUCCGAUUUAAUUGAUUUUAUUUUAAAAGUUAGAUUUUUUAAAUUUUUAAAGUUUAAAAGAUUUUUGAUUCAUGAUUAACCCUACAUGUACAUGUAAAUAAACACCCGAUUAAAAAAAAAACGCGCAUAUUAACCAGUCGGUUUUCCAGAAACAUGGUAUGUCUCUAGUCCUCUUUAAAGAAUUUUGUUUAGAGUUUUGUUCAUCGCUAGCCAAAGGGUUUAAGAUCCAAUCUGCUCCUCUACAGGUCUGUAGAGUUUUGUUUGGCUUGAUAAAUUUAAUAUGAGUUCAAAUUAGGCAGUCUUACGUCAUUCCAUUCCUAAAACAACAUUUAUGAAAAACGAUAUGUGAUGAAAAAUUCAAAUCUACUGCAUUAUUUGAGGUAGCUCGCGGGUUUACAUGCUUGUGAGAAAACCUACCUUGAAAAUUUGUCUACGUGAUCCAUAGGUUUCAGAAAUUUAUUUCUAAAAUUUAUUUGAAAUUCGUCUGCGUGGUAAUAAUGUUACCGUGUUUUAAAUACAGUGUUAUUGACAAAAUCAAGCAACGCCAUUUAAAUGAAAUAUAUAGUAAAAUGCACAUCUUAGUCGAGAAACGCAUUACAAAACUAAGCUCCAAUCUUUUAAACGAUUCGGACGAAAUUAAUUAUACUCAACACAAUAAAAGAGAAGAUAAUUUUGAAUCAAUUCAUAAAAAAUAAUCAGUAUGUGUUCUCAGCCAAUUUUUGGCAACACAACUUUAAAGAUUUAAAAGAUUUCUCAAAACCUUAUAUUUUCAUUACGACGUUAGCCCGACGUCAUUAUUUCUUUACGUCUGAGAACCCCAAAAUUCAAAUGCAUUUAUUGACAAGACUAGCUGAUUAACAUAUUUUAGAACAUGUAAAUAAUAAUUAUACAUUAUUGUGAAUGUUAUCAAAUGCACAAAUCCAAUUAAUGUAAGGCUGUAAAGAUACAGAAAAUUGCUAUUUUUGUUUUUAUGAAACUCUAAGUCAAUCAAUGCAUAAAAAAAAAUUGCCAGGUAACAAAUGAUAUCAAAGUUUGUAAUCGUAAAAAAUAAUUAGCUAAAACCAAAAGAAUUUUAAAAAUUUGAUCGGUAGUUAAAAUUACGGAAGUUAUAAUUGUAAAAAAAAAAAGGCAAAGUUAAUGCAUACGGUUCAAUUAAUUUUAUACUUGUCUAUUUUAAAACAUGAUUUUAAAAAGAGUUCCAAUGCACAUUAUACUUUAUAGAACAAAAUGUGACAAUGUAUGUGACAUCUUUAAAUUUUCAGCACUUGAUAAUAAUAAAUGUUUGUAUAAAUAGUAAUAAACUGCAUUUAUUAAUAAUCUUUUUUAAAAAUAUUUCCUUUCAUGCUUCUAAAUAUCUAAUUUGUCAUUUAAUAAAAAAUGUGGCCUAUGAGUUUACUAUGACGGUCAUCUCUUUACGUCGAUUCCUACUGUGACGUCAGCAAACCCGCGAGCUACGUUAAUUUGUUUUAAAUAGGUAUUUCUAUAUUUAGUUUAAGAUAUGCUUCUCAAUCCUCAUUGACUGUCCAUAUCGAUCAAGGCCAGUAAACGUGGAGGGAAAUUCAAGAUUUUUUAAUUGAUGAGUUGAGCGGGAAUGGCUUGGACCAUUACGUGGUUCCUAAAUGAUUGUACCCCCUCUCACCCCCUCCCUACGAGAAAUGAAGGGGAAAAUGGUAGAGGGCUAAAUUGUUGCAGCCUGGAAUGAUUUAACUGGAAUAACAAUGUAUCCCACAUUUUUUUAACGUGUUGUAAAGAAGUGUUGUUGUUUAAUGUCAGCUAUUUAGCUAUUAAUUUAAGCAUUUAUUGUACUGUGAUUACCUUGAUACAUACAUGUACUAAUAAUACUGAUACCAUUACAAGUCAAUAUCUAUGUUUUUCUUCUACACAUUGUUUUAUUUCCUAAGCCCCUUUCACAAUUGGCGCACGGGCAGAAGCGACCAAAUAUUCGUGCGACCAAAAAAGUUAGAUAUGAAUCGUUACUUGUUGCCGAAAUAAUCGCAUAUGAAAAAAGUAUUUGUACGAAUUUCGCACGAUCUAAGCGAGCGUUAUGCGAUGUAAACGCAUUGAAUCUUGCGAUAUAUCUUGCAUCUGUAUGCGACUGUUGUACAAUGAAAGCAACUGUUGAAAGAUAGGAACGCGCGAGAGACUAGGUGAUCGGACGAUUGAACGUGCGCCAAUGUGAUUGGACGUGCGAUUAUGCGUUUCAUGGUACGAAUGAUCGUGUGAGUCAGAGGGGGUAUAUAGACCGCCCAUAUUCAGUAGACAUAGUUGAAAGCGAGAAAAAUACAGAUUUGCAGUAGCAUUUAUUAUUAGGCCUUAUACCUCAAUAUGAAUAUUAUAUUAUAUCUGAUUGGUUUAGAUAGUCACGUGACAGGGCAAUGUCAUAAGAAUGAAAAAGCCGAUAUGAGCAUACGAUGUGGACAAAUAUGACAAAUCAAAAAUAUUUAACCAUUAUGAUUCUCUUUAUAUCUCAGAACGAACUUAACUAUCUAUGAUUUAUGAAAGGAAAGUGAGACAGUUGCAUGGAAAAUCAAACAAUCACGACGUUAAUGUUGCGACUGUUAAAAAGUCAAACAUUAUUAGAAAUCAACGUAUGUUGUGUAAUCAUUUGUUGCUUGGUAUAGUAAAACGUUUAUUGCAUUAAUGUCAAAGGAAUAUGAAGAUUUAUUCACCAGAAAAAACAUCGGGAAAUAUGAUUUUUCUUGAGGAAAAAAAUCUUCAUACAAUGGCAUGUAUUUCCCUCACCAACAUGCAAUAAAUGUAUAUUGUAAAUUCUGUUCUUAAACAGAGAAUAUAUGAAAUAGGGUAUAUAUACUAGUAGCAAAGCAUAGCAUAUUGAGGCUGAUAAUUCGUACAAUGAUAGUAAAACGUUGCAAGAUUACAUGAGACACACUGAGCAACAGUCUCACGGUCGCAAAACAGACGCAUAAACACCAGCGAUUUAUCUUACGAUCUUAAUAAAUCGUGUAACAGUCUUACGAGUACACAAAAAGUUGUAAAACGUUCGUACGUAAGUUCGUGCGUUGCACUGCAAUAAUUUGGAUCGCGUCUGAAUAGUGUGCAUGUCCACUAUUAAGAGGAGACUUGAUGCUACCAGUAAAACGUAUGCAACGAAUGCGAGAGCUCGUGCAACGUAUGCGGGAGCUCGCGCGAAGCUCAACAACUUCGAUCGCAAAGUGGUGUAAAGUGGUCGUCCGCCAAUUGUGAAAGGGGCUUUACAUGUAGAUUGUUAAGGAAAGUUAUAGAAUAUACAUUGAAUAUUUUAUUCAUGUUUCACCCUGCUAGUAAAGCAAAGACUUAGUUUAUUAGAUACAUGUUGUAAGUUGACAUGAAAUCAUAAAAUAAUUUUAUUGUAAUUUAAUUAUGUCCCAUAUUUCCUUGCAAACGAGGUGCAUAGGUAUAUAAGAAUUAAAAUGUAUGUCUAUAUGUCUAUUAGGUUCUCAAUUUUUAAUAUUUAGUCUAUAUCUUUAAUUAGAUCAUAUUUAAGAGAUUUGGACUGUUCUAUCAUGGUAAAGCCAUGAACCCUAUCUGGCUUCAUUGUUCAAGGUCAAUGUUACUUCAUCAUUAGUAUUAAAGGUAUUUAAAAAAAAUAUCGGACGAAGGCAAUAGUACCUGUUUUGAAUUUCAUCGCUAGGCAUCUGCCGAUUGUAUCAGACUGAAUGUUCAUUUUAAUAAUAUAAUGGAUGUUUUACAAUGUACUUCCUAUCAAAGUAUUCGAGUUGUUGGAUAGCUAAAUAGGCGUACACAAAUGAAAAGAAAAUAAACACACUUUUUUUUAGAAAAACAUACUUACGAACUUUUUACAAUAAUCGUAACAGUUUGUUUUAAUUAUCUGGAUUUUUUUUUUGAGGGGGCGAUUUAUCAUUUCAUUGUAUACUUUUUUAUUCUUAGACUAAACGUACGAUCAUUAAUAUAACUCCUCAAUGUUUUGUAAGAACACGCAGUGCUAAUGUGUUAGGAGGGUCAUUGGGAUAGCCUAAUAUUGAGCUUUAAAAAAUUAGACAAUAGACAUCGUUAUGAUUUACAUGAUUUUAAACAGAUUUACGUUUUGAUGUUAUAUACUCAUUAUCAGUGAAUGUGCUACGUACAUGUAUUUAUUAUCAGAUGAUUUAAUAAUUAUGUUGUAGUAUAUUAAAGAAUAGUGACCGCUUCAAAUCAUUCGUUGAUUCGGGUUAUAAUUGUUCAGUAGUAGAAUUGUGUUUUCAGCCUGUUUGGUGAAAAAAUGUAAAAUAUAAAUCAUAUUUUUGUUUUAUUAAUUCAUGUCAGCUUCAAGAAUACCAGUGUUUUUGGUAUAUUGUUGGUUUAGUCCAAUGUUCAAAUAACUGCAAUAACAGUUGUAUGUGUGUAUUUAUAUAUAUUAUAUGUGUUCCUUCCAUUAGUGAGCCUAUUUCACAAGUCGUUUUAAAUUCAGUUUCUGACUACAGGUGAGCUUUUCCUGCCUUUUUGUUGCUCGGAUAUUAAUUUUAAAUAAACGUCUUACU